Molecule: messenger RNA, 1070 nt
Organism: Vigna angularis (adzuki bean)
Lineage: Eukaryota; Viridiplantae; Streptophyta; Magnoliopsida; Fabales; Fabaceae
Product: lipid phosphate phosphatase 2
Exons: 7
Biological process (GO): phospholipid metabolic process
Molecular function (GO): phosphatidate phosphatase activity
Source: RefSeq, a predicted model, not a curated record
AGAAAAAAUGGCUUUUCAAUCUCCAGGAAGCAAGUUGGCACUAACUCACAAGCAUGAUUGGCUGAUUCUUGUGCUUCUUGCUAUUAUUGACGGACUCUUGAAUUUGAUAGAACCAUUCCAUCGCUAUGUUGGGGAACAUAUGAUGACAAAUCUUAUGUUCCCAUUCAAAAAAGAUACCAUACCCAUGUGGGCUGUCCCUGUACCUUUUCUAUAUAUGAAGAUACAUCAUCUGUUUAUAUCUUCUCGCGUAAACUUACACCAUUCAUUCUUGUAACAGAUCCUCUCUAUUUUUCUCCCCAUUCUUAUCUUCAUUGGGUUUUACUGUUCCAGAAAGGAUAUCUAUGAUUUACACCAUGCCAUAUUAGGUCUCAUGUUUUCUAGCUUAAUCACCGGAGUCAUCACAGAUUCCAUUAAAGAUGCUGUUGGUAGACCACGACCAAACUUCUUCUACCGGUGUUUCCCUGACAAAAUACCUGCGUAUGACAAAGACACUGGUGAUGUUCUUUGUACUGGGAUUAAGGCAGUUAUAAAGGAAGGAUACAAAAGUUUUCCAAGUGGGCAUACUUCAUGGUCCUUUGCUGGUCUUGGUUUCCUUUCAUGGUAUUUAUCAGGGAAAAUUAGAGUGUUUGAUCGUAGAGGCCAUAUUGGGAAACUAUGCCUAGUCUUGCUUCCUUUGCUUAUUGCUGCUCUUGUGGGAGUUACUCGAGUUGAUGACUACUGGCAUCAUUGGACUGAUGUGUUUGCUGGAGGCAUCAUAGGACUUGUAGUGUCUUCAAUUUGCUAUUUGCUACUCUUUCCCCUGCCUACUCAACCACAUGGUUGGGCACCUCAUGUAUGUUUUUAUAUGAGGGAAGAAAUGACAUCUAGCCAUGGAGAAAGCCAAACUUCACAUCAAUCAAAGUUAGAUGAGUUGCCCCUGCAUUUAAUGGAAAUGGAAAAUGGAAGAUAUAUCUGAUGAAUUCUUUUACCAAAUAAUAAUAAUAACAUCUAUAUUGAUUUUUUUACCAAAUGAAUAGUAAGUUUAUAGAAUUUAGGCAGUGUAAUUUAUAUCUAAGGAUACAUCUAGUUAG